This is a messenger RNA of Coccidioides posadasii C735 delta SOWgp, 1890 nucleotides long. NCBI's taxonomy places the organism in Eukaryota, Fungi, Ascomycota, Eurotiomycetes, Onygenales, Onygenaceae. The record is from RefSeq and is a predicted model, not a curated record.
AUGCCAUCGAGCCAUUCUGUUUCGCCGGUUAAGCGCUCGGUCUCCUCACCGCAGGCGCCACCGGACCACUCCGCGAUGCCCCGUCAUUCUUCGUCCACCACUGCAGCCCAUCAACCCCAGCCCCACAAGUCAACGGUCCAUAAAUCACACCGUCCGUACGUCGUCGGUACCCAUCGCGUGCAUGGACGGACGCAGUCGCAUAAGAACUUAAAUAAACUGCACAGAUUGGCCCUUGUGCAUAAUUUGCCUGUUGAUGGGGUGGCCGCUCCCCCGACCCACUUUCGUCAUCAACGCAAAAAGUCCGCCCCCGUCUCACCAUCAACCAGUCCGCGAACAAACCAGAACCACGUUCGGUGGAAUCAGUCGACAAUACCGCUUACGGCCGCGUCUCCUAACACCACAGUGAGAAAAAAUUUGUCGACUCCUGCGCUGAGGCGGAAUGGAUCUGGGAUACUCGUCAAGAAGACUCAUGUGGUGAAUCAAACCGAAAAGGCCGAGACUUCUGAGAAGAAAACGGUUGGAUUCACGCUCGUGGACUCAGACGGCGAGGACGAAUGGGAGGACCACAGCUCCAUUUCAGCUUCCAGCACAAGGCGUAACUCCAUUGUAUCAGGAAAAAUGAAUGGACAGAAUAGCCUCACCGCCUCUGUCUCCUGCGCGAAGUCUCCCCUUGUCCAGGAGAGUCACAAUACGGAUAUUAACGACAAGAAUGUCCCACGUCAAGAGGAGCAAUUACAAAAAGGUCACGCCCGUGACAAGGAUGCCGUUUCUGAGGUACCGUCGGAUCAAACACGCGCCUCAGACCAACACCUUAUCGCAUCACGCAUCUUACACCACCCCCAUUCUUCGAAAGUUCCCCCCGCAAUAUCUUCCGUAUCCGCCACAGCCACCCCCUUGCCCUCUGACCGAAGCCCUCGUUCCUCUUCCUUUGCGAAUUUGGCUUCCAGCCUUAACGCUGUGAGCCACUCCCCCGCUCCAUCUACUCUAUCAUCGAUGGCGAUGAAUAACCCCCAUGCUGCGUCCUCGUCUGCGGAGGGAGGUGUAUCGCGUUUCUUGAUCAACAGUACUGGCCCUCGGACCGACCCGCGUUUCAGCUCCGGCCCUUCCACUCCUUCAUCUUUCCUUCCACAUUAUCAUCCCCAAUCACCACCUUCUCCCGAAUCAACUGCUCUCAAACGAUCGAAGUCUCCCAAGCCCUCCAACAAUGGACCCAUCGAGCCGCAUUCUCGUACCCAGCAAAAGCUUUGGCUUCAAAGAACAGCCACGAUGUCCAAUUCCCCUCCCGAUACAUUCAUUCCUGGGAUACCUGCGACUUCUACGAUCGAUUCCAAUUACGUGGCAGGCGCUCAGAGCCGCCCGGGUACCGGUGGCUAUGGGCCCGAUGGUCGUCGAUUCAUGAUAGGAGCGACUGGAUCUACCGGAGUAUCGACCGACGGCGAAAUCAAGCGCUCUCGAAAGAUAUACGAUAGGUUCACAACGGAAUAUUCUGUCGUCCAUCGCUUCAAAAACCCGGUUGUCGACAGUUUUAAACGAUUAAGGCAGAUUCCAGGUUCCAGUGCCGGUGGAAAAUUGACAAGAGUUAACUCCGCCCGUGACCUGGUCAACGGCCAUGAUCCGUCUCGCCCUCAAUCUCGAGAGGACAUGCUAUCUGCGACUGCAAUGGAAGAAGCCGGUGUUGGAAGCCAAUUUUUAAGCAAGACCCAUUCCAUGAAGCAAAGUCAAGUCCGGUUUCAAGGGCAAGAUGGCAUCGUCCAUGUUGGAGAGGUUGAACAAGGCGUCGAGCGAUUACAUCUGGAAAACCCUCCCUCCAGGACGUCCGUACAUACUGAUGGGAAUACAUACGGACAACAAGUCGAUGAUCAUGGCGACUGCGUCGUAUCAUCCUACUGA